This is a messenger RNA of Malaya genurostris, 1547 nucleotides long. RefSeq names its product small integral membrane protein 14. NCBI's taxonomy places the organism in Eukaryota, Metazoa, Arthropoda, Insecta, Diptera, Culicidae. The transcript is spliced from 5 exons. Gene Ontology annotation, cellular component: endoplasmic reticulum. Bases 403 to 705 code for a protein of 100 amino acids. The record is from RefSeq and is a predicted model, not a curated record.
GUUCAAUGUAUUGUUAGCUGAAAUAAAAAUAUUUUGAUAAGACUGUUAACUAGAAGGUUGGCCAAACCUGACUAGUACGUUCAGUAACAUUACGGUACAUUCGCUUUCACCUCCAGAUAACGGCAAGUCGUGACAUAACAGUGAUAGUUUUAAACCCAAAUAUACCAUAUAUUCCGACUGUGAAUCGUUCAUUGCCACAAAUACCCAUUAGCGAAAAAAACUGAUUGUGCCUUAUCAAUAGAUCUCCACAUACAGUACUCGUGCAAUUGAAGUUAGUAGUGAAAUAAAUUGUUUGUGAUUUAGGCUUGUGUUGGCAAUCCAGACCGCAAAUACCGGAGAAACACACAGAUCAGUUUAUCGUCUUCUUAAAAUCGACACGUUCGUUUGUCCCAGUUCUGCAAAAUGAGUGACGAAUUCGAUGGAUGCGAGUGUAUUUGGAGUCAUGAAAUCGCGAUGCGGCGACUUUUAUCACUGCUCCGAAACGGUCAGUCUUACUGCACUGACAAUGAAUGCAUUGACUUGCCCAACGUGCCAAACCAGGGAGUUGGUGAUAACUUUUUCAUGAUGAUGCUGUUCAUUAUUUUUGCUGUGAUACUAUACAUGAUGCGACCGUCUUCGCUCCGCAGGCGGAACGAUUUGAACAAGGGUCUGCCACCGUCCAGCGAUGGACCGAAUAAUGAUGGUGCUCCACCAGCUGUCAAUUGAUGUGAAUCGUCAGCUAGGUUUCCUUAGUUUUUGAUUUCUUUAAAUCAAAUUUUUCCUUACAAAAGCAGUAAACGUAGAAUUGAGAUGCCGAUUGUAAUAAACGCAGUUCAAGCUCAAUUUCAUGUUAUUGCAACCAAAAAAUGCAGUCACAUUAUUGUAAACGAGUGGUGUGCAGAGUUGAAUGUUGGAAAUAGAAAAAUUUAUUCUUCGAAAUCAAAAACGGAGGACUGCAAUUAAGGAAUGCAUUGCGUUUAGCACUCGUUUCCAACUUCUUAUUGAGUAUAAUCUAAAACUUUAUAUCUUACAUUAUUAUUAUGUUGAACUUUAGUUCUACUUAUAUAUUUUGUUAAUACGUCGAUAUUUCCGUUAUGCAAACCAAUAGCUCACAGUGAUAAAUUAUUAAAGGUAUUGUAUAGAAUGCACUCUCAAGCGGUGAAUGGUUGAUGCACUUUAUGUUUUAUUUAUCGUAUUAUACCUGUAUUCAAUUCCUUGAAAACUGAAAGUAUAAAAGCUUAUAAUUAUUUUUAUGAUUCUCUACUAUAAUAACAAUAACAAAAACAAAAACACACACAAAUAAGAUAAACUGAAAAGACAUUUGAAAACAGAUGGGAUCCACCAUGUCAAACUGAAAUUUCUCGAAGCUCAGCAGAACAGCGAAUACGAACAGAAGUUGAAUACCCGUUAUUAAGUUUUCCUUCUGAGCCUGAAGAUAUUUUUCUACAAAAUGUGCAAAUUGUUGACGUGAAAAGAGUUUGCAAAAUGGUGAACGUUUGUUUCGGUGCUUUCUAGAUUUAUAUGCAUUGUAUCUAUUAAAGCAAUGAAUUAUAGAAUUACAAAAUCGA